Messenger RNA from Heterocephalus glaber (naked mole-rat), 749 nucleotides. Lineage: Eukaryota; Metazoa; Chordata; Mammalia; Rodentia; Bathyergidae. The record is from RefSeq and is a predicted model, not a curated record.
CUAAUCCAAAAGUAAAUGAGGAACUUAGAAAAAGAUUGCCAACUCCACAUCAGCAUAUUUAGAGACAAUUGGAAAAGGAGAAGCUUACUAGAGUUUUAUUUGAGGACUUUUUAAAGAAUGCAAGGUUCUAUCUGUGAACUUCAGUCUUGGAGCAAAAACCAGGGACAUUGCCAGAGCAAACAAGAACAGCAGUACAAAUGGAGGACUGGUCAAAAGAUAUAGCCCACAUUCAUAUUGAACAAGACCCUACAGGGAUAAAUAAAAGUACACAGCCAGAUGAACAACUAGGUGUUAAAUCUGAGGGAAGCUUGCAUCAGAAAUCCAGUGACUUAGUUAAAGAAGUCACAAAUGAGGGCACUGAACUGCUGGGGCAGAAAUCAAGGAGUUAUCUGGUCAUCAGUCCUAAUCCAGAUGAUGAGACAUCUGAAAGCAUUAUGGAAUAUAGAAAGAAUGAUUUAUGUAACAUUCAUGAAUAUACGAUUGCUUAUCGAGUAACUUCAGAUGUAAAUAAAGAGACAGUAGCAUUUCUUCUAGAAGAAUUGGAUAUACUCAGAACAAGCAAUAAAAAGCUUCAAGAAAAACUGACUAGAGAAAAUAAAGAACAGAAAAAAUUAAAGCUUAAGCUGGAACUCCAAGAAAAAACAGUGGAAGCUAAAACUGCUGAAAAGACAGCAGGUAUAGUAUCGAGUGUUAGCAUAGGGCCUGAAGAAUCAUACAGAAGUUUUAUAUGAUGUAUCUUGGUGAAUACU